Cavia porcellus (domestic guinea pig) is the source of this 5194-nucleotide messenger RNA. Its product is annotated as 2'-5'-oligoadenylate synthase 3. Gene Ontology annotation, cellular component: membrane; cytosol; nucleoplasm. Bases 81 to 3302 code for a protein of 1073 amino acids. The record is from RefSeq and is a predicted model, not a curated record. Gene Ontology annotation, molecular function: double-stranded RNA binding; 2'-5'-oligoadenylate synthetase activity. Gene Ontology annotation, biological process: regulation of ribonuclease activity; defense response to virus; negative regulation of viral genome replication. NCBI's taxonomy places the organism in Eukaryota, Metazoa, Chordata, Mammalia, Rodentia, Caviidae. The transcript has 16 exons.
AGGAAGAAACGAAACUGAAAGCCUGCGCCGCCGGUUCCCCGAGGCUGCACUCCGCUGCGCCCUCACUGCCUCCUGUCGCCAUGGACCUGUACCGCACCGCGGCGCUGGCCCUGGACGCGCUGGUGGCGCGCGACCUGCAGCCGCAGCCCGAGUUCGUGGGGGCCGCGCGGCGCGCUCUGGGGACCCUGGACGCCGCCCUCCGGGAGCGCAGGGGCCGCCAGGGGCCGAAGGUGCUGAAGACAGCCAGGGGAGGCUCCUUCGGCCGGGGCACGGCUCUCCGGGACGGCUGUGACUCUGAAAGUGUCGUCUUCCUUGACUGCUUUGAGAGCUUCCAGGACCUGAGGGCCCGCCGCGUGGCGGUCCUGGAGGACACGCGGCCCCUGCUGGAGGCCUGGCAGCAGGACCCCGGCCCGGGUCUCAGUGUUCAGCUCCCUGCUCAAUGCUCACCCGGGGUCCUGCAGUUCCGACUGGUGUCCGAAGACCUUGAGAACUGGAUGGAUGUCACCCUGGUGCCCGCCUUUGACGUCCUGGGCCAGCUCAACUCAGGGGCCAAACCCAAACCCCAAGUCUACAGAACCCUCCUCAGCAGCGGCUGCCAGGGGGGCGAGCACGCCGCCUGCUUCGCGGAGCUGCGCAGGAGCUUCGUGAACACGCGCCCGGCCAAACUCAAGAGCCUGAUCCUGCUCGUGAAGCACUGGUACCGCCAGGUGUCCUCACAGGAGGCCGGGAGGAGCGCGCUGCCCCCCGUCUACGCCCUGGAGCUGCUCACCAUCUUCGCCUGGGAGCAGGGCUGCAGGAACCCCAAUUUCAGCCUGGCCCAAGGCCUCCGCACCGUCCUGGGCCUGAUUGAGCAGUACCAGCAGCUGUGUGUUUUCUGGACCGACAACUACAGCUUGGAGGACCCUGUAAUUGGGAAGUCCUUGCGGCAGCAGCUUGAGAGACCCAGGCCUGUGAUCCUGGACCCGGCUGACCCCACAUGGGAUGUGGGCAGCGGAGCAGCCUGGCGGUGGGAUGUGUUGGCCCGGGAGGCCGCGUCCUGCUAUGACAACCCCUGUUUUACGCAGGCGACGGGGGACCCUGUGCAGCCCUGGGACGGGCUGGACCUUCCGCAUGCUGGGAGUGCAGCUGUGAGCCACCCCAACCAUGGAGACCUGCCCCAGGAAAUCCCUGAGCACAGCAGGAGGCACAAUACCAAGCCCCCGAGGGCAAAGAACAAGCAACCACCUCCUGCCAGUGCCUCCCCCUGGGUGCCGGGCACGGCCCCAGAUCUGUCGCGGGUCUCCCCCAAGGAGCUGGACCGCUUCAUCCAGGACCACCUGAAGCCCAGCCGCGAGUUCCAGGAGCAGGUGAAAAGGGGCGUGGACGGCAUCCUGAGCUGCCUCCGGGAGCGCUGCACCCACAAGGUCUCCAGGAUCUGCAAGGGCGGCUCCUUUGGCAGGGGCACCGACCUGAGGGGUGACUGUGAUGCUGAGCUGGUCAUUUUCUUCAAUGACCUCACGGGCUUCAGGGGUCAGGGGCCCCGCUGUGUGGAGAUCCUGGACGACAUGCGGGCCCAGCUGAAAUCCCAGUGGCAGGACCCAGUCCCUGGUCUCAGCCUCAAGUUUCCUGAGCAGAAGGUGCCUGGUGCGCUGCGGUGCCAGCUCGUGUCUGCAGCUUUAGGAAGCCCCGUGGAUGUCAGCCUGCUGCCCACCUACGAUGCCGUGGGGCAGCUCACUUCUGGCGCCAAACCCAAGCCCCAGGUCUACCUGGCCCUCCUCAGCAGCGGUUGCCAGGGGGGCGAGCACGCCGCCUGCUUCGCAGAGCUGCGCAGGAGCUUCGUGAACACGCGCCCGGCCAAACUCAAGAGCCUGAUCCUGCUCGUGAAGCACUGGUACCGCCAGGUUGCAGUUCAGAACACAGGUGCCUCUCUGCCCCCUGCCUACGCGCUGGAGCUCCUGACCAUCUUUGCCUGGGAGCAGGGCUGUGGGAAGGACAGUUUCAGCAUGGCCCAAGGCCUCCGAACCGUCCUGGGGCUUGUCCAGCAGCAUGGGCAGCUCUGUGUCUACUGGACACUCAACUACGGCAUUGAGGAGCCAGCUCUGAGAAUGCAUCUUCUGGACCAGCUUCGGAAAACUAGGCCUCUAGUCCUGGACCCGGCUGACCCCACCUGGAAUGUGGGCCAGGGCAGCUGGCAGCUGUUGGCCCGGGAAGCCACAGCCUUGGAGAAACAGAUCUGCCACAUGAGUGGGGCCGGGACAGCGGUGGAGCCCUGGGAUGUCAUGCCCGCGCUCCUGCACCAGACGCCUGCCAGAGACCUGGACAGGUUCAUCAGCGACUUCCUCCAGCCCAACCGCCAGUUCCUGGCGCAGGUGAACAAGGCGGUGGACACCAUCUGCUCGUUCCUAAGGGAGAAUUGCUUCCGGGACUCACCCAUCAGGGUGCUCAAGGUGGUCAAGGGUGGUUCCUCGGCCAAGGGCACAGCGCUGCGAGGCCGCUCAGACGCCGACAUCGUGGUUUUCCUCAGCUGCUUCCGCCACUUCACUGAGCAGGGCAUCAAGCGGGCCGAAGUCAUCUCGGAGAUCCGCACCCAGCUGGAGGCCUGUCAGCGGAAGCAGCAGUUUGAGGUCAAAUUUGAGAUCUGCAAGUGGGAUAACCCUCGAGUACUGAGCUUCACGCUGACCUCCCACACGCUGCUGGACCAGAGUGUGGACUUCGACGUGCUGCCAGCCUUCGACGCCCUCGGCCACCUGGUGUCCGGCUCCAGGCCUGAAUCCCGCAUCUACGCGGACCUCAUCCGCAGCUACAGUGUCCCUGGCGAGUUCUCCACCUGCUUCACGGAGCUCCAGCGCGACUUCAUCGUUUCGCGGCCCACCAAGCUGAAGAGCCUGAUCCGGCUGGUCAAGCACUGGUACCAGGAGGUCCAGAGCAAGAAGAUGCCCAAGGGCCGGGGUUCCCUGCCCCCCCAGCACGGGCUGGAGCUCCUCACCGUGUAUGCCUGGGAGCAGGGCGGGCGGGACCCCCAGUUCAGCAUGGCCCAGGGCUUCCGCACCGUCCUGGAGCUGGUCACCCAGUACCGCCAGCUCUGCGUCUACUGGACCGUCAACUACAGCGCAGAGGACAAGAUUGUGGGAGAAUUCUUGGAGCGGCAGCUUCAAAAGCCCAGGCCCAUCAUCCUGGACCCUGCUGACCCGACAGGGAACCUGGGCCUCAAUGCCCGCUGGGACCUGCUCGCCCAGGAAGCAGCAGCCUGUGCAAAGGCCCUGUGCUGCAUGGGCAUAGACGGUGCCCCUAUCCAGCCAUGGCCUGUGAGGGCCGCCAUGUGAGGUCCAGGAAGUCAGAAGUCACCUUGUGUGGACGGAGAAUGGACGGCAACCCUUGGCGAGGGGAGGCCCAGGACGCCCUCCAGCUGUGCCCGUGUGUGUGCACGUGUGUGUCCACACCACCCUCCCCAGCUCAGCACCACCUUGUUGCAGACAGGCUCUGCCUGCCCCUCCCUCUCCCCAUCUGACUCUGCAGGAGGAGAAGCGGCCAUUCUGUGAUCCGUUAGCAAUGUCUGCCUAGAUGCAGAAUAGGGAAGUGGCCACAUAUGGCUUCUUGUCUGUCCCUGCCCUGCAAUGUGUGCCUGGGCACUGGGCAUCCCUAAGCCCCAGGCCUGGCCGCCGCAUUUCCAGCUUACCCACCAUCCCUGGGCUCUCUCCUACCUGUGCUGCUGCAUAGAGUGCCUCCCUCCUCCCGACAAUCUGUCUGUCCUAGUGGCUUCUGCUUUUCCCAAAUCCGAGCACUUUUAUCAGGAAUGGCAAAGCGUCUCUACCCAUUUGUCAGCCACAAUUAGUGACACAGGUUGCCUGGAGCUCUGUGUUCUUAAGGAUUCUCUAGAAAGACCUUUGGCUUAGAAGAACAACCAAAUCAGCUAGUGAUGUCUGCCCUGGACGGAGCAUAAGAACCUGGGAUACAAGUGCUAUGCUUGAUUUGCAUUUUCUGAACUGGACACAAAAGAUCUCACUGGCCAGUACGUGCCAGGGCCAUCAAGGUCCCAGAGCUCAGAUGCCUGGAGCAGAGCAUGAUGGGAUUGGCUGACUGUGUCUGCUGCAGAUGGACAUUAUGAGGACUUUCUCCACAUAACUUGUCCCCUAGUGUACACUCUUUGUGCCACAGCCUUUUGUUUUGUUUUGUUUUUUGGUGGCACUGGGAUUUGAACCCAGGCCCUUGGCACUGAGCUACAUCUUCAGCCCUUUUGAUUUUUUUUGAGUCAGGUUCUUCUAAUUGCCCAGCCUGGACUUGAGCUUGUGGGCCUCCUGCCUCCACCUCCCAGAGUGCUGGGAUUAUGGGUGGGCACCCCCACACCCUAAUUUGCUGGAAUGUCACCACUCAGCUUCUGUCCCCCUGAGCUGUUCAAAGCCCAGUCACGAGUGCUGAGCUGGCUCCUCUCUGCAGAUCCACUGGGCAGACCCAUCAGGUCCAGGCAGGGGCCGCCUCUGGUCUCAUACCCAACAACAGUGUCCUCAGUAGCCAGGGUUUUGCCCAGGACACAGAAAGCACUGGACACAGGAAAGGGUUUUACCAGGGGCACAGAAGGCAGCAGCCACUGCUGGGCUGGUUCAAAUAUUAGGCCACUAGAGCCUAAUCAGAGGCCACGGUGCUGCUGCCGCUGCCACCACACCUCACAGUGGACAGUGCUGGGGCCGGUGCUCCAUUCCUUUUCAUUGCCAAGUAAUAUUCCAUUGUGUGGCCAGACCAGCACUGGCUAUCUGUUCACCCACUGGUGGGCACGUAGGCUGCACACUGGGGGCACUCCCCAGUGACUUUUCCCAGUGGGCUUCCCAAGAACUCAUCCCUGAUAACCAAUAAAAGAUGUAAUCCCAGACUGGGAGAAAAUGCACUGUACCAGCUGGUGGAAUUCCUACACAAGGUUGCAUUCGCCUCACCUAUGAUAAGGUCAGGGUGGAUGCCUGGGUUUGGAUGCGUGCUCUGUGUUUGUGUAACAAGGCAUCCUGUCCUCAGGGGACAUAGGCUGACACAUUUCAGAGUACGGGGACCUGGAAUGAUCCGCACCAUGCAUUCAGAAGUCUCAUCAGUGCAGCUCGUGGGAAGGUUAAGGGGCGGACGUGAGCUAUUCGGGCUCCAGAAGAAUGUGAGGGCUUCUCUGUCAUCACUGUACACAUUUCUUGCCAUGUUGAAUCAUUUUAAAAUAAAAUGUUUUUUAAAGAACACAUAA